Castor canadensis (American beaver) is the source of this 1309-nucleotide messenger RNA. It is a transcript of the gene Fcgr1a, whose product is annotated as Fc gamma receptor Ia. Gene Ontology annotation, molecular function: IgG receptor activity; IgG binding. Gene Ontology annotation, cellular component: external side of plasma membrane. Gene Ontology annotation, biological process: positive regulation of tumor necrosis factor production; positive regulation of phagocytosis; cell surface receptor signaling pathway. NCBI's taxonomy places the organism in Eukaryota, Metazoa, Chordata, Mammalia, Rodentia, Castoridae. The record is from RefSeq and is a predicted model, not a curated record.
AUGUUACAGAUUCCACUGCUCCCACCAUCGUGGAAGUGAUAUGUGGCUCCUGACAGUACUGCUCCUUUGGGUUCCAGUUGGUGGGCAAGUGGACCCCACAAAGGCCGUGAUCACCCUGCAGCCUCCAUGGGUCAGUGUGUUCCAAGAGGAAAAUGUCACUUUAUGGUGUGAGGGGCCCCGUCAGCUUGGGGACAGCUCCACACAGUGGUUUCUCAAUGGCACAGCCAUUCAGACCUUGACCUCCAGAUACAGCAUCACUGCAGCCAGUGACAAUGACAGUGGUGAAUACAGGUGCCAGACAGGUCUCUCUGUGCCAAGUGAUCCUGUACAGCUGGAAAUCUACAGAGAUUGGCUGCUACUCCAGGCCUCUAGAAGAGUCAUUACUGAAGGAGAACCUCUGACCUUGAGGUGUCAUGGGUGGAAGAAUAAGCUGGUGUACAAUAUAGUUUUCUAUCGAAAUGGCAAAUCCUUUAAGUUUUCUCCUCGAGAUUCUGAACUCACCAUUCUGAAAACCAAUGUGAGUCACAACGGCACCUAUCAUUGCUCAGGCAUGGGAAGGCAUCGAUACACAUCAGCAGGAGUGUCUGUCACUGUGAAAGAGCUAUUUGCAGCUCCAGUACUGAGAGCAUCCUUGUCGUCCCCCCUCAUUGAGGGGGAUCUGGUCAACCUGAGUUGUGAAACAAAGUUGCUCCUACUGAGGCCUGGCAUGCAGCUUUACUUCUCCUUCUAUAUGGGCAGCAAGACCCUGAGGGGCAGGAACACAUCCUCUGAGUAUCAGAUACUAACUAGAAGAGAAGAUUCUGGAUUAUACUGGUGUGAGGCAGCCACAGAAGAUGGAGAUAUCCUUAAGCGCAGCCCUGAGUUGGAGCUUCAAGUGAUGGGCCUCAAGUCACCAACUCCUGUCUGGUUUCACAUCCUUUUCUAUCUGUCAAUGGGAGUAAUAUUUUUGGUGGACACUGUUCUCUUUGUAAAAAUACAUAAAGAACUGCAAAGAAAGAAAAAGUGGAAUUUAGGUAUUUCUUUGGCUUCUGAUCAAGGGAAGAAAGUAACUUCCUACCUUCAAAAAGAUAGAUACUUAGAAGAAAAGGUGAAGUGUCAAGAACAAGAAGAAAUGCUGUAAGAAAGGCCACAGAGAAAGCCCAGGAGAAGGAGAGUGGCAGUUCAGUGGGUGGCCACAGAUCUACCCAGCUCCUAUCCCUUCCUCUGUGGGGGCCCUGAGGCCCAAACAUCCAAAAGCCGAAAAACACUAGAACUGUGGACCUCAUAGCAUGACGGGCUAAAGUCCCAGCUCUUGCCUCCAGAGAUUUAC